AUGCAUGCUGCUGACUCUGUGUCUAAUAUGAGCGUGCGAAGGACCCCUCCAACCGGUGAGGGCUUCCAGCACAGCAGCAUCCGGAUUAACUUGGAGAAUUCGGAUCUAUGGAAGUCAUUUCAUAACGUCGGAACUGAGAUGAUUAUCACCAAACAUGGAAGGAGGAUGUUCCCUCACUGCAGUGUCAGCCUCUCCGGCCUUCAGCCUUUUGCUAACUAUGUCAUCAUGGUGGAUAUGAUCCCCGUGGACGGCUACAAGUACAAGUGGAAGAAGGAACAGUGGGAAGUUGCCGGAAAGGCCGAGCCCCAGCCCCCCUGCAGGACAUACGUGCAUCCCGACUCCCCUGCUCCGGGAAGCCACUGGUUGAAGCAAUCUCUCUCUUUUCUCAAACUGAAAUUGACAAACAACACACUGGAUCAGCACGGACAUAUUAUUCUCCACUCCAUGCACCGCUACUACCCACGGUUCCAUGUGGUCCAAGCUGACAGUCUGUACACAGUCAGAUGGGGGCCGUUCCAGACCUUCUCCUUCCCUGAAACGACGUUCACCGCAGUCACAGCGUACCAAAACCCUAAGAUCACCAAACUCAAGAUAGAUCACAACCCAUUUGCCAAAGGGUUCAGAGAAGGAGGCACCCAUUCACACAAGAGAUGCCGUGCACAAGGCAGCCCAUCUGGAAGUCCUUCUGCCAAAAAAGUACCGAAACCUUCACAUGAAAGCCCACAAAGUCUGCAAAAGAUGCGAUUACACACAGAGAAGGGCCUUACCUCCACAGAGCAGUCUCAGAAAGGCCCUCACUUCUCAGCUUGGCCCCCAGAGCAGGACGCAUCAGACAGGCUACACGCCGAGCCUCUGGACAUGGAGUAUGACUAUAGCUGUGAGGAGCAGAUGGUGCCUGCGUCACUGCCAUAUAAUUCUUACAGAUCUCUUGAAUAUGGCCGAUACCCUUUCCCCACCAGCGAAGCUGAACCAGCUCAGGAGCAGCCGACAGUUCACCCCCUCGCCACUGCAGAGUACACGGCCCCACAGCACCCAUACCACCACCCGUACGCCUACAGCAACACAGCUGACUGGAGCCAGCACCCUCUCUUCUCCUACACUUGCUGGUAA
Periophthalmus magnuspinnatus is the source of this 1110-nucleotide messenger RNA. RefSeq names its product T-box-containing protein TBX6L-like. Lineage: Eukaryota; Metazoa; Chordata; Actinopteri; Gobiiformes; Gobiidae. Gene Ontology annotation, biological process: regulation of transcription by RNA polymerase II; heart morphogenesis; pattern specification process. The transcript is spliced from 8 exons. Gene Ontology annotation, cellular component: nucleus. The record is from RefSeq and is a predicted model, not a curated record. Bases 1 to 1110 code for a protein of 369 amino acids. Gene Ontology annotation, molecular function: DNA-binding transcription factor activity, RNA polymerase II-specific; RNA polymerase II cis-regulatory region sequence-specific DNA binding.